Penicillium malachiteum is the source of this 345-nucleotide messenger RNA. RefSeq lists its product as uncharacterized. The transcript has a single exon. The record is from RefSeq and is a predicted model, not a curated record. Lineage: Eukaryota; Fungi; Ascomycota; Eurotiomycetes; Eurotiales; Aspergillaceae. The coding region runs from base 1 to 345 and encodes 114 amino acids.
AUGACUGAUUAUCAGGAGUAUGACCGGGAUGAUAAGCCCGUCUGUAAGGUGCUUCAGCGGAUCCCUGAGAUGGCGAAGACUCGGGCUUCGGGAUGGGGUAAGGUAAAGAUCGAGGUGCUCUUGACAGACGGUACCUCCGAUGAGAUCACAGUCGAUUGCCGCUACUAUGAAGGCCUUCGACUCAAUAUUUUCUUCAUGGGUCAGGCCCAGCGGGACCUCGCCAUAACCUUCGAUGCGAAGGAUUCAACCCUCCGUGAUGGCGAGGGUAAUCAGGUUGCUUGUGCCGUGAAGGUAGAUGGGCGGAACUACCUCCGCACACCCACCUUCAACGAAAUGGUCCAGUAG